Messenger RNA from Amyelois transitella, 1270 nucleotides. RefSeq names its product pancreatic lipase-related protein 2. NCBI's taxonomy places the organism in Eukaryota, Metazoa, Arthropoda, Insecta, Lepidoptera, Pyralidae. The record is from RefSeq and is a predicted model, not a curated record. The transcript is spliced from 4 exons. Gene Ontology annotation, molecular function: lipase activity. The coding region runs from base 171 to 1259 and encodes 362 amino acids.
ACAAACAUAAUUUUAUAAUUUUCUGUCGCAUUCUCGCAUUGGCACUGGCUGGAAAUUGUUUAUCUGUGAAUAAAAAGUGAAAUAUUUAUUAUUUUCUUUCGAAUUCUCUCAUUCGCACUGGCUAAUAGUUGUUUUUUUUUUUUGUGAAUAAGUAAUACGAAUUAUUCGAAAUGCACUUCCUGUAUGUAAUAUCAUGUGCACUUAUAAUUAAAAGUGUGGACUCUUUUUUGAGUAACAAAACUAUAGAGGGAUAUCCGGUUUCCUUUUUAACGGACGGCUGCCCCGGCUCAAUGAAACCGUCAGAAAUUUCCAAAGAGAACUUAAAGUUUGUUGAGAUAUAUGUGUACGGACUUAAAGGUGAAGGAAGAAACAAAUAUAACUAUAACACUGUGCACAAGAUGGCGGAAGAUCCCACCAUAGACUGGAGCAAACGUACUCUUCUUUAUGUGCCCGGCUGGAUGGACAGUCUCCGCAGCGCUCCCAUGAGCAGAAUCCUGAAAUUCUUCUACAGAAGAAUGGGCUACAAUGUGUGGAUACUCGAUAUAUUGAAAUUUAUGACUCAGGAGUACCCUAUAGCUGUUCGGGCUAUGAUGGCGGUCGGUGACCGCGUGGGUGAAAUGCUCGCCAACCUGACUUCCCUUCAGCCCCAGUUCGACCCCAAGAAGUUGGAGCUGAUAGGGAACAGUCUCGGGGGGCACACGAUGAGCUUCAUAGCUAAGAGUUACUACAGACUGACAGGUGUAAAAGUCUCAAGACUAACAGGCCUGGACGCGGCCGGUCCCUGCUUCCGAAACAGAGGUCCCGAUGGUCGAAUCGACGAGAGCGAUGCCGAUUUCGUCGACCUGAUACUCACCAACAUUGACACAUUCGGGAUGGCGCCUCCAGUGGGACACGUGAAUUUUUAUGUCAACGGCGGGGAAUACCAACCGGGCGAUGGUUACUGGAUGAUGUGUGGACCAUUCUGUAGUCAUUCCAGAAGCUUCACAGUUUGGGGAGCGGCUUUAUUGUUCCCAAACUCCUUUAUAGCCAUGAAAUGUGAUUCGGUUCAAGACGCUAGGGACAGAAAGUGUUAUGAUAGAAUGCCGGUGGAAACGAAUGUGCUGGGACCUAAUGUGGACAGGAAUAAAACGGGAAUUUAUUUCUUGCCUACAACGAAUGUUUUCCCGUAUUUCAUGGGCAAAAACGGUUUGAAAAAGGAAAAUGAUUAUGUGUUGAGGAAGUUGACUGAGUUGAAUGCUGUUGAUGUGUUGAAAAUGUGAUUUGGUAGGAA